AUCUGUUUUCCUCAUUUUUGCCGUUAACCGGUUCAGGACGAUCCACAAUUUCUCCGAUUCUGACAUUCACCGGUUCCUCGUAUCGGAUCGCGAUACAGCAGCUUCAUUUCUCUUUGUUGUUGCCGAUUUCGGGCCGGAAAAAGCUGGGAACGACGCCUGAUCAAUCAGUAUGGAUGAGCAAAAUCCAGUGGAAAUGGACAAAGAGACUGCGCUGUUAUCCCGAUUAGCGGCGAACCAUCUCCACUUAGCGCAGUUCGAGCCACUUCGUGCCGUCUUGUUAACUCUCCGGCGGAAGCAUCCCGACCUAGCUCUCGCGAUUCUUCAAACGAUAGUUGCUAACGCUGGGCGCUUCGAGAAGAUUGUGUGGUCGUCGUCUUGUCGGUCUUCGUCUCUCCUGGCCUAUCUGUCAACCCUAGAGCUUUUGCAGUACAGCGACUCCACUUCGCGGAUAUGGAGCUUCGAUUCUGGUACGCUGCGAUUGAGGGCGGAAUUCUUGUUGCUCGUUCAGCUCUUAUGGGACCGGGUGGUAGAUGUUGAUAAGGGGGAUAAUGCCGGGAUUGAGGUUGAGGAAAUGGAUGAUAGCCGGCGGGCAGCUGAUUCAUUGGAUGGAAUUCAGAGUUCAAAGGAUACGAGUAGUGAACUGGAAGUCCGUGUUAGGGUUUUGGAUAAGGUUUUGGAGUUAGGUGUAGAGAGAUUGAAACCAGAUAUAGAAGCUGAUACUGGUGAAGAUGGAGAAGGGGCGCAGAGGAGGGUAGUUCCUGGAACGGUUAUGAUUGAUGAAACAGAAUUAAUGUGUUUAAGGAAGACGAUAUUGGAUAAUUCUGACGAAUUCGACUCGUUAUGCUUCAAUAUACAGCAGCAGAUAAAGGAGCCUGAAGUUGACAAUACAGGGCUUGCAGUAAUGGUGCGUAGGGAUGAUAAGACCAAGUUGGACUUGAAGGAGAAGGCAGAGGAGGAUCGGAAGGUACUUAGUCUCAUACAGAAAGUAGUGCAAUUGGCACAUUUGGAUGCCAUGAAGGACCGGAUAAAAGAGAACAAUGAAGAAAGUGCUAUUUCUCAUAUUCGUUUUUUGCAUCUUGAGUAUGGGGUGGAGGAAGCUGAAUAUAGAGUGGUUCUGCAAGAUCUGCUGUCGAGGAUUUUGUCAAGGAGGGAGGUAUAUGGAGAAUCCUGGAAUUUGAUGCAAGAGCAAUUGUUGUGUAUUUAUGGGGAGACUCUUUCAUCUAACUGUACACACCUUGCAGAGAUUAUCCAGGUCAUACAAGAUGAUCUGCUCAGUCAAGAGAUUGAGAGGUCUCGAACACUGGACAACAGCAGGGUCCCGCCCCCUUUGGAGCGUUUUAAAAGAUAUCUUGCAGAGAUAAGAGCAGAUGCAGCUUUAAGUGAACCCUCCUUAAAUACAGCAGCCUCUCUCGGCAUGAGAGAUAUGUACCAUUAUGCCCGUGUGUCUGGACUGCAUGUGCUUGAGUGUAUCAUGGAUACUGCCCUUUCUAUCAUAAGGAAAGAUGAACUUCAAGAGGCUAAUGAUGUUCUUACAUUAUUUCCUCGACUGAAGCCCCUUGUGGCUGCCAUGGGUUGGGAUCUGUUGUCUGGUAAAACAGCAGCUCGGAAGAAAUUAAUGCAACUUCUUUGGACAAGCAGUGAGUCACAAGUUUCUCGGCUGGAAGAAUCUUCAUUGUAUGGGGAUAAAGUAGAUGAGGUAUCAUGUGUGGAACAUCUGUGCAACUUGUUGUGUUAUCAUAUAGAUCUGGCUUCUUUUGUUGCUUGUGUAAACUCUGGCCAAUCAUGGAAUUCAAAAUCAUCAUUGUUGUUGUCUGGGGGUCAACAAGUAAUUGGUGAAGCUGAAGAUACUAAAGAAGCUUUUGUUGAGACCUUUGUUUUGGAACGACUUUCGGCACAGAGUCCCUUGCGGGUACUGUUUGAUGUUGUUCCAGUCAUAAAAUUUCAGGAUGCCAUUGAAUUGAUAACCAUGCAGCCAAUGGCUUCCACUGUAGAAUCUUGGAGAAGGAUGCAGGAUAUUGAACUCAUGCAUAUGCGCUAUGCUUUGGAAUCAGUUGUUCUUGCACUAACUGCAAUUGGAAGAAACAUUAUCGAAGACGGAGAAAAUAGUCAUCGGGCAGCUUUAUACCACUUAAAAAGCCUUCGAACUCAUUUGGAGUCUGUAACAAACAUUCCUCGCAAGAUAUUGAUGGUGAAUGUUAUUGUUUCGCUUUUACAUAUGGAUGAUAUCUCUCUCAAUUUGACGCAUUGUGCCUCACCAGGGAGCAUGUCCGAAUCACCUACUUCUUCAUGGGAACACACUGAUGUUGCCACAUGUGAAGGGGAAAACGAAACAGUUAUUUCUUUCACGGAAUUGCUACUUGAUAUAUUGAAUCGUAGUCUUCCAUCAGGUGUGGUUGAAGAGAUCACAGUGGAUGAUGAACUCAGUAUAGGUGGAAGACAGGCUUUGGAAUGGAGAGUAUCACUUGCUAGAGGUUUCGUUGAGGAUUGGAAAUGGCGAUUGACAAUUUUGCAGAGUCUUCUGCCUUUAUCAGAGCACCAUUGGGGAUGGAAGGAGGCAUUGAGUGUUUUACGUGCAGCCCCAUCCAAGCUGCUUAAUCUGUGUAUGCAGAAAGCAAAGUAUGACAUUGGGGAAGAAGCUGUUCAUCGUUUUUCAUUGUCUGCUGAGGAUAGAGCUACCCUAGAACUGGCUGAAUGGGUAGAUGGUGCAUUCAGAAGGGCAUCUGAAUCUCGACUGGUAGAAGAUGCAGUUUCUCGUGCUGCUGACAGUACAUCAACUAUGCAGGACAUCGAUUUUACAUCUUUACGCUCCCAAAUAGGUCCUUUGGCUGCGAUUCUUCUGUGUAUUGAUGUUGCUGCAACUUCUGCAAGGUCAACGAGGAUGUCCCAACGUCUUCUGCAUCAGGCUCAAAUUAUGUUAUCUGAGAUAUAUCCUGGAGGCUCCCCCAAAAUGGGUUCCACUUACUUGGAUCAAAUUCAUGAGGCGGGGUAAUUUCUGUAUCACGACGUGUCCUCAAGAGAUUGAAUGAAUUGUUGGAACAAGAUGACAGUCCAGGCCUCCAGGCAAUACUUACUGGGGAAAGCGUAAUCAUGUCAUCAAAGGAACUUCUCCGCCCUGGACAAAGAGAACGUGCUCUGGCAAUGCUACAUCAGAUGAUUGAAGAUGCUCACCAGGGAAAACGGCAGUUUCUGAGUGGCAAGCUUCAUAAUCUUGCAAGAGCUAUUGCCGAUGAAGAAACUGAAACAAGCUCUAGAAAAGGUGAUGACCAAGAAACAGAACAAAAGGUUUUGUUUGAUUUUGACAAGGAUGGGGUGCUUGGGCUUGGGUUGAAAGCCUUGAAACAGAUUCGCAGAAGUGGAUCAAGUGGAGAAACUACUGUACUGCCACUGUACGACAUUAAAGAUAACGGGAAGAAAUUGUUUGGUCCACUAAGUGCCAAGCCCACUACAUAUCUUUCACAGUUUAUUCUCUACAUCGCUGCGGUUGGCGACAUAGUUGAUGGGACUGAUACCACUCAUGAUUUUAACUUCUUCUCUCUUGCUUAUGAGUGGCCAAAAGAUCUUUUGACCCGCCUUGUAUUUGACCGAGGAAGCACUGAUGCAGCAGCAAAGGUUGCUGAUAUCAUGUCUGCUGAUUUUGUGCAUGAAGUUAUUUCAGCAUGUGUACCUCCUGUUUAUCCACCCAGGUCUGGUCAUGGAUGGGCAAGAAUACCUGUCAGUACUGGAUGUUCUAAGAGUUACUCUGAAAGUAAAGUUCUCUCCCCAUCUUCUAAAGAAAUAAAACCAGAUUGCAAUGGUUACUUCUCUGGAAUUCCUGGAUUCCCUCUGUACCCUCUCCAGUUGGAUAUUGUAAAACAUUUGGUGAAACUAUCCCCAGUAAGGGCUGUGUUGGCUUGUGUUUUUGGGAGUGGUAUCUUAUAUCGUUCCAAUGAUUCUUAUACAUCUAGCCCUUUUUGUGAGGGAUUGCUGCCACCCCCUGACACUGAUAGAGUCUUCUAUGAGUUUGCUCUUGACCAAUCUGAGAGAUACCCAACAUUGAACCGAUGGAUACAAAUGCAAACUAACCUUCAUCGAGUUCUGGAAUUUGCUGGGACUGGCAAACAAAAGGAUGGUGGUGGUGAAGCAAAAGGUGACCUAAGGACUGCACGCAAGAGAGUUCGGGAUCAUGAUGGUGAUGCUGAGUCAGAAGUUGAUGAUCUCGGUGGUGGUCGUACUAAUACAUCAUCUUUCCACGAUAUCGGUAGUGAAGAUGGUGAAACUGGUGUAUUACUGGAUUCAUUAGAAUCUGGUGAUGCAAAACCUGAUAAUACAAUUUAUCUUUCACUGGACUGGGAGAAUGAAGAGCUGUAUGAGAAAGCAGUGGAUAGUUUGAUUGGUGAAGGAAAACUAAUGGAAGCUCUUGCCCUUUCGGAUCGCUUUUUACGUGGUGGAGCGUCAGACCAGUUGCUUCAACUGCUAAUUGAACGUGGAGAAGAAAUCCAUCCUACUUCUGGACGUUCUCAAAUUUAUGGAGGACAGGGAAUCUGGAGCGAUAGUUGGCAGUAUUGCUUGCGGCUGAAGAAUAAACAACUGGCGGCUGAACUCGCACUGAAGCAUAUGAAUAGUUGGGAACUUGAUGCUGCCCUCGAUGUACUCACAAUGUGCAGCUGCCACUUGACUGAAUGUGAUUCUGUUAGGAAUGAGGUCUUACAGCGGAAACAAGCUUUGCAGAGAUACAGCCAUAUACUUGGUGCUGAUGAUCGUUAUAGCAAUUGGCAAGAGGUUGAAGCAGAGUGUAAGGAAGAUCCUGAAGGCAUAGCACUUAGACUAGCUGAGAGAGGUGCUGUUUCUGCUGCUCUUGAAGUAGCCGAAAGUGCUGGAUUAUCAAUAGAGUUGCGGAGGGAAUUACAGGGUCGACAGCUGGUGAAGCUUCUCACUGCUGAUCCUCUAAAUGGCGGAGGCCCUGCCGAAGCUUCACGCUUCCUGUCUUCUCUACGUGAUUCUGAUGAUGCUUUACCAGUUGCAAUGGGUGCAAUGCAACUUUUACCUAACCUACGGUCCAAGCAGCUUCUCGUUCAUUUCUUCCUAAAACGAAGAGAUGGAAAUCUGGCGGAAGUUGAAGUAACCCGGCUUAACUCAUGGGCUUUGGGCCUUCGUGUACUUGCUGCUUUGCCCUUGCCAUGGCAACAAAGAUGUUCUGCCUUGCAUGAGCACCCACACUUGAUAUUGGAAGUUCUGCUCAUGAGAAAGCAACUGGAAUCUGCUGCUUUGAUCCUCAAGGAAUUUCCUUCGCUGAGAGACGAUAGUUUAAUCAUUUCAUAUGCUGCUAAAGCCAUUGCUGUUAGCACUAGCUCUCCCAACAGGGAACCGCGGGUCUCUGUAUCAGGGACAAGACAAAAACCAAAAACAAGAACUGGUGUGCCAACAAGGUCAACUUUUUCUAGCAGCUUAAGUAACUUGCAGAAGGAGGCACGUCGUGCCUUCUCAUGGGCUCCCCGAAAUACUGGAGAUAAGAACCCCCCAAAAGAUGUUUACCGGAAGAGAAAGAGCUCUGGGUUGCAACCAUCUGAAAGAGUUGCCUGGGAAGCAAUGGCUGGGAUUGGAGAGGAUCGUGAUCCCUCAAUCGCUGGAGAUGGCCAAGAACGGCUCGCUUCUAUUUCAAUUGCUGAGGAAUGGAUGUUAACUGGUGAUGCGAAUAAAGAUGCAGCUGUUCGUGCAUCCCACCGGUAUGAAAGUGCACCUGAUGUCAUACUUCUUAAGGCGCUGCUUUCAUUAUGCUCGGAUGAACCUGUGUCAGCGAAAAAUGCUGUGGACUUAUGCAUACAUCAAAUGAAAAAUGUCCUCAAUUCUCAGCAAAUACCUGAAAAUGCAUCCAUGGAUGUCGUCGGGCGAGCACAUCAUGCCACAAAGGCAUUUGUCCAGGGGCUACUUUAUGCUAAAUCGCUGCUGAAGAAACCAAUGGGUGGUAACGAUGCAAGUAAGGAUGCCGAUGAUGCAUUAUCAGAUGCUGGUAGCUCUAGUGCUAGUCAGCCUACCGACGAAAUAUCUCAGAUCUUGGCACAAGCGGACAUUUGGCUAGGACGUGCUGAGUUGCUUCAGAGCCUUUUGGGGUUAGGAAUUGCUGUUUCACUUGAUGAUAUUGCUGACCAAGAAUCAUCUGCUCACCUUCGCGACAGGUUAAUUGCUGAUGAAAGGUACAGCAUGGCUGUAUAUACUUGCAGAAAGUGUAAGAUUGACGUGGUCCCUGUAUGGAAUGCAUGGGGACAUGCAUUGAUUCGGAUAGAACGCUAUGAACAAGCUCGUGUUAAGUUCAGGCAAGCUUUGCAGUCGUACAAGGGUGAUCAUACACCCUUUGUUCUUGAGAUAAUCAAUACAAUUGAAGGAGGUCCACCAGCAGAUGUCUCAGCUGUUCGUUCUUUAUAUGAGCACUUGGCUAAAAGUGCACCAAUGAUCUUGGAUGACUCUCUGUCUGCUGAUUCAUACCUCAAUGUGCUUUACAUCCCAACCACCUUCCCCCGUUCUGAGAGAUCCAGGCUCCAAGAACACUUGAAUGAUAACUCAGAAACCAACUCUCAGAUUCAAGAUGGACCUCGCAGCAACCUGGACAACAUUCGUUAUGCUGAGUGUGUCAAUUACUUACAAGAAUUUUCUCGGCCGCAUUUGCUUGGUUUCAUGUUUAGGCAUGGGCGCUAUACAGAUGCGUGCAUGUUGUUCUUUCCUCAAAACUCUGUUCCUCAAUCUCUCCCUCCUUCUGGGGUGGGAGCUGGAACAUCAUCUUUGUCUCCUCAGAGACUGGAUCCCUUGGCAACUGAUUUUGGAACUCUGGAGGAUUUAUGUGACUUGAGUAUUGGGUAUGGUGCAAUGUCUGUCUUGGAAGAAGUGAUUUCCUCAAGAAUGACAUAUGCACAACAAGAUGAGAUUGUACAGCAGCAUACUGCUGCUGCCGUUGCUCGUAUUUGCACGUAUUGUGAAACUCACCGGCAUUUCAAUUACCUAUAUCGUUUUCAGGUUAUCAAGAAGGAUCACAUUGCUGCUGGCCUUUGCUGUAUUCAGUUGUUCAUGAAUUCUUCUUCACAAGAAGAAGCUGUUAAGCACUUGGAAAAUGCUAAGGUGCAUUUUGAUGAAGGAUUGUCAGCCCGUUACAAAGGUGGAGAGUCAACUAAGCUUGUGUCAAAGGGUGUUAGAGGAAAGAGUGCUUCAGAGAAGCUCACUGAAGAAGGGCUGGUCAAGCUAUCUGCUCGGGUAUCUAUACAGGUGGAAGUUGUAAAGUCCUCUAAUGAGUCUGAUGGUCCGCAGUGGAAACGUUCACUCUUUGGAAAUCCCAAUGAUCCAGAAACUUUCAGACGAAGGUGUGAGAUUGCAGAGACUCUUGUCGAGAGAAACUUUGAUCUGGCUUUUCAAGUAAUAUAUGAAUUUAAUUUACCAGCUGUCGACAUAUAUGCUGGCGUUGCUUCAUCACUGGCAGAAAGGAAAAAAGGUGGCCAGUUGACGGAAUUUUUCAGAAAUAUAAAAGGAACCAUAGAUGAUGAUGACUGGGAUCAGGUGCUGGGUGCUGCAAUUAACGUUUAUGCAAAUAAACACAAAGAACGUCCUGACCGUCUUAUUGAUAUGUUAACCAGCAGUCAUAGGAAGGUGCUUGCCUGUGUUGUCUGUGGCCGUCUAAAAAGUGCUUUCCAGAUUGCUUCUCGAAGCGGAAGCGUGGCUGAUGUACAAUAUGUGGCACAUCAGGCGUUGCAUGCAAAUGCGCUACCUGUGCUUGACAUGUGCAAACAAUGGUUAGCACAGUACAUGUAA
Messenger RNA from Linum tenue, 7770 nucleotides. The record is from the annotation of a GenBank genome assembly. NCBI's taxonomy places the organism in Eukaryota, Viridiplantae, Streptophyta, Magnoliopsida, Malpighiales, Linaceae.